CUUGUGUUCAGAUGAGCCCGUGGUGCUGCUGGAGAGUUCACUCACCGUCUGCUAGCUCCAGCCAAAACGGACCACGAACCCUUUUCCUUUUUUAAAAAUUUUAUUUAUUUCAUCCUAUCCUCUGAUAAGCCUUUUAAAAACAAGAUGUAACUCACCACCGAACAUUUACAUCCUCACUUGAAUAAACCUACAUGUUUUAAAGAGCCGGGAUGAACAUCACUAAUGGAAGUUAUUGUGGCGAAUGGUUUUAACUAUGGUAUGCCGAUGUGAUUGUUUAUUUUGCCCUUUACCCUUGGCGAUGGAUCCCUGAUUUUGGGAUUAUCGGUAAUUCCACGAUUCUACUAGGAAUCAUCAGCGAUCGAAGAGGGAAUUCUGCACAGCCGAGCAAACUACAGGGGAUUUAAAUCGCAUUGCUCCGGGAAAAAGAAGCGAAGCAGGAAGAAAAUUCAUGUGGCGAUUCUCUGCUUAACAAUAAAUCAUUUUGGAUUGCAGAAUGAGCAAGGAAAGACCUAAGAGGAAUAUCAUUCAGAAGAAAUACGAUGAUAAUGAUGGGAUGCCCUGGUCGGAGGAGCGAGUGGUGCGGAAGGUGCUCUAUCUCUCGCUGAAGGAGUUCAAGAGCGCUCAAAAGCGCCAGCUCUGUGACGACCUCAGCAAUGGAGGAAAAGGGCCUAAUGCUUCCUUGUCAAACGGGCAGCUGAAUGGAUGUGGGUCUAAGGGAGGACGUAAAGAGGACGGGUCUUGCUCUCAGAGCACAGAUGGAAGCAGCGAGUACUCAGAGGACUGCCCGGCCAAAAAGAGGCCCAGACUGCAUGCACAGAGGAAGUUUGCUCAGUCUCAACCCAACUCUCCCAGCACCACGCCGGUGAAGAUGGCCGACCCCUCUCUGCCCACGCCACUCACACAUAUCACAUUCCUCUCCAGACGCAAGCCCAAGACAGAAGACUUCCUCACAUUCAUAUGCCUUCGAGGCUCACCGGCAUUACCCAGUAACAUGGCCUACUUCGGCUGCUCUCAGGAUGAGGAGGAUCUGGAUGAUGAAGAGGAAACUGAGGAAGAGAAACCACCAAGUGUGGCGUCUACGUCAUGCCAGUCUACACCCAAGAAGGGCAAACCGCCUGGCAAGAUCAACGGAUUCGUGUUGAAUGGCCUUAAGGUACACAAGGACAAAGAGCUCGCUCCCAGAUCCAGAGGCAGAGAGUCGUCUGUGGGGAGAGAUCGCAGCGAGGGGUGUGACUCAUCCAGUGAGAUCUCCCAUAAGCACACUGCGGCCACGGCCAAGAGCCACAACACCAACGGCCAUAACUACAGACGAGCCGCAGAGGAACUCCGCAAGCAGGUCUCGAAAGUAAAUGGACUCACACGGGCAUCAUCGCAUACGGCCGGUGCCAAAAAGUCGAAAGACUUCCGUCUACCGUCCAAAACUGUGAAGUACACAGCCACCGUGACCAAGGGCCACGUCACUUACACCAAAGCAAAACGAGAACUGGUUAAGAAAGCCAAACUCAACCACAGCAAGCACGCCGCUUCUGCUGGUCUCCGUGCUUACAGCAACAACCACCACCAUCAUUCCCAUCAUCCAACCAGCAACGGCCAUGGCCGGCCCCAGCUCUCUCACUCAGGAAAAGCCCAAAGUAUCAAUGCAAAAACCCGCAAACAGGUGCUAUUAUCGAACGGGGUGCAUAAGAUGACUAACGGGGGCCGGCCUAAUGGCAGGCUAAAUGGACGCCACAGUGCCAGGGAAGAGGUGGAAGACGGCCGGCAAGUGCGGCAGGGACUGCGGAACUCAAAACGUAGAAGUGAUGCCAUUACGAUUCUUGGAGCUGGAACUGAGAGUGACGAGGUUAAAACUAAGCCGCCUGUUACUGAGGUUAAGAAAGCUAAACUGCAAACUAGCCCACUGGAAACUCGCAGCAAGAAAGCCCUGGGUCAGUUCAAGUCCCCCAACACAGUCACUAUUGCACAUAGUAUCACUGAAAUGGCUGCCUCCCCUACUCAGAAAAUGGGUUCUGCCCCUCCUCCGUCGCCCCCUGCUGCUCCCGCCUCCCCAUCCAUGCCCCAGAACCCCGCAACCCCCGAGCCAGCACGUCAGCGGCCUAAACGCGCUUCUGCUGGCAAGCUGAUGUUCAUCAGACAAGCACAGCAGAGGGCCCAAACUAACCCCGCCCUCAACCGGACCACAUCCACUACCUCAGCCAGCAAAACCUUCAAACCAGCAGAGCCCACACACACGCCUCCACCACGGCCGGACAGAGACAGGGAGCGGGAGAGGAGAAGGCCAGGGUGGGCGGCCCUUGGGGAGGUGCCCAUUUUCAAGCCCAGCUCUAGGGAGUUUCAGGACCCUUUGGUGUACCUUGACUCAGUUCGGGAACGGGCCGAGUCGUCUGGACUGUGCAGAGUGUUGCCGCCUCCUGACUGGAGGCCAGAGUGCAAACUCAACGACGAUAUGCGUUUUGUGACACAGGUUCAGCGGAUCCACAAGCUGGGUCGGCGCUGGGGCCCCAAUGUUCAGAAACUGGCCUGCAUUAAGAAGCACCUCAAAUCUCAGGGCAUCUCAAUGGACGAGCCACCUCUUAUAGGUGGCUGUGAAGUAGAUCUGGCUCGUUUUUCCGAGCUGGUCUGUGACAUGGGUGGAAUGCAGCAGGUGAUGGACCUGAAAAAAUGGAGUCGGUUGGCUGACCUGCUUCGCAUUCCCAAAUCAGCACAGGACCGCCUGGCAAAGCUCCAGGAGGCCUACCUUCAGUACCUGCUCUCUUAUGACCUGCUCUCUCCCGAAGAGCACCGGCAACUGGAGCAGGAGGUACUGGCAGAAAAGGAAGCUCUGGAACGCAAGCGGGGACCCCUGGAGGGCCACUCGGAUAGCGGCCAGCGGUCUCUGGCUCUUCCCCGUUACGAACCCAAGAAUGGGCUCACCGGCCUCAACCACCGCAAUGGCUUCCGCAAUCACAACAAAGAGCCAGACACCCAGCGGCAGGCCGGCCGCCGCAGACUGUUUGCUCAGGAAAAGAAAGGGGAAAAAGUGGACAGUGAUGAGGCAGAUGAGGAGGCAGAAGAUGAAGGUGUUCUCAGUGACCAGCACAAAUGUAUAUACAAGGGGAGAUCGGUAUCUUUGACCACCUUUUACAGAAUAGCAAGAAAUACUAUGAUGAUGUGCUUCAACAAAGAGCCUGGGGCUGCUGAAGUUGAGCAAGAUUAUUGGCGGAUAGUGGAGCAGAGGGACUGCCACGUAGCAGUGCAUUAUGGGAAAGUGGACACAAACACACACGGAAGCGGCUUCCCUGUGGGCAAGUCCGAACCCUUCUCCAAGCAUGGAUGGAACCUCACUGUCCUUCCCAAUAACUCUGGAUCCAUUUUGCGCCAUCUUGGUGCUGUGCCUGGGGUGACUAUUCCCUGGCUGAACAUCGGCAUGGUGUUUUCUACCUCAUGCUGGUCACAAGACCAAAACCGCCUUCCAUACAUUGAUUACUUACACACUGGUGCUGAUUGCAUUUGGUAUUCUAUUCCUGCUGAGGAAAAGACUAAGCUUGAUAAAGUGGUGCACACACUGCUACAAGCCAAUGGCACGCCGGGACUUGAAAUGCUGGAGAAGAACAUUAUGAUUUCUCCAGAGGUGCUUUGUCGUGAGGGGAUCAAGGUCCACCGUACGGUCCAGCAGAGCGGGCAGUUUGUGGUGGUCUUCCCCGGUGCGUUCGUGUCCAAGAUGUGCUGUGGCUACAGUGUGUCUGAAACUGUGCACUUUGCCACACCACAGUGGAUGAACCUGGGCUACGAGGCUGCUAAGGACCUGAAAUGCAGGCGCAUAGCAAAACCCUUCUCUAUGGAGAAGCUACUCUACCAGAUCGCCACAGCCGAGGCCAAACGAGAAAACAGACUUGUGCUCAGUACAAUCUCUUCUCUUCUCAAAGAUCUCAGGAACAUAGAGAUGAAGCAAAGGCAGGAUCUGUAUGAAGCAGGGCUGCUCUCCUCAGCACGCUACUGCACUCACGACAACAACCAAUCACCCGCUGACACCAGGAAGAAACCGCGCAAGUGGCUGGCGUUGGAGUCAUCUGAGAGACGUUGCCAAACGUGCCAGCAUCUCUGCUACCUAUCUAUGGUGGUGCAGGAGAAUGAAAAUGUGGUGUUCUGUCUGGAGUGUGCGCUGCAGUAUGUGGAGAAACACAAAAGCUGCCGUGGCCUCAAGAUGAUGUACCGCUAUGAUGAGGAGCAGAUCAACAGUUUGGUGAAUCAGGUGUGUGGUAAAGUCCUUGUGAGAAGCACGGCAGAUGGCUGCAACGGCUCCAGCCCCACCAAACCGCCGGCCAAGCGCGGGCCCCGCAAGAGAUCCGCCGUGGAGCUGUCCCUGACCCACUUGCCGACCCACCUGUCCAAAAGUGCCGCAGCCGCCGUCUCGUGAGGAACGCCGCCCGGCCGCCUACGUCAACCAAUCGAAUUCCUCUCCCUCUCAUCAUAUCGUUUGUGUCUUUCAUCAACCACAUAGCAGGGCAGAGUUUCCUGUGUUGAAAGCAGGCUGCCUUUUUUGCACUAGCGCACUAGUUUGUAUUCACCAGAUGUUUGAUAGCAUUAAGAGACAUGGUCCCAGGUGUGCAUUUCACUGACAGGUGCGAGUAUGAUGUCAUCCUUUCUUCCUGGACCCUCUUCCUCCUCGUCUUUGGCCCCAUUGACUGCACACACACUCCUCCUGAACUGUGAACCUUGGGACAAAUGGGUGCUUCUCUCCUCGUUUUUCCAGGCCCCUUUCCUUUGAAUGUUGGUGCUCGAUGGAGCUGCCCGAGAAUGUUUUGUUUUGUUUUGUUUUGUUUUGUUUUGUUUUGUUUUAUUUUGUUUUUGUUCACAGUUUCUGGUGUUUGCAUUCUUUUCUUUUUCUUUUCUUUGGUUUUUGUUUCCUUUUAGUUUAGUUUUGUUUUCUUUUAGUUUUGUUUUGGUUUUGUUUCAUUUUGUUUUUGUUUUGGUGUUUGUUUUGGUUUUUGUUUCCUUUUAGUUUUGUUUUGAUGUUUUGUUUUGGUUUUGUUUCCUUUUAGUUUUGUUUUGGUGUUUCGUUUUGGUUUUGUUUCAUCUUGUUUUUUUGUUUUGUUUUGGUGUUUGUUUUGCUUAUUGUUUUGUUUUUUUGCUUUUAGUUGUUUUGGUUUGGUUUUGAUACCUUUUAGUUUUGUUUUUAUGUUUUUGGUGUUUUGUUUUUGUUUUGGUGUUUUGUUUUGGGUUUGUUCAGUCUUGCUUUUUUUUCGUUUUGGUGUUUGUUUUGCUUAUUGUUUUUUUGCUUUUAGUUGUUUUGUUUUUGUUACCUUUUAGUUUUGUUUUGAUGUUUUGUUUUGGUUUUGUAAGGUUUGUUCUGUCUUGUUUUGUUUUUGUUUUUUUUAAUUUUGGUCUUUGUUUUACUUAUUGUUUUGGUUUUUGCUUUUAGUUGUUUUGUUU
Labeo rohita (rohu) is the source of this 5409-nucleotide messenger RNA. It is a transcript of the gene jarid2b, whose product is annotated as jumonji, AT rich interactive domain 2b. Gene Ontology annotation, cellular component: nucleus. The record is from RefSeq and is a predicted model, not a curated record. The transcript is spliced from 18 exons. The coding region runs from base 494 to 4393 and encodes 1299 amino acids. NCBI's taxonomy places the organism in Eukaryota, Metazoa, Chordata, Actinopteri, Cypriniformes, Cyprinidae. Gene Ontology annotation, molecular function: DNA binding; histone demethylase activity. Gene Ontology annotation, biological process: chromatin remodeling.